Symbiodinium pilosum is the source of this 878-nucleotide messenger RNA. The record is from the annotation of a GenBank genome assembly. Lineage: Eukaryota; Dinophyceae; Suessiales; Symbiodiniaceae.
AUGAACUUUCUUGUGUACUGCCUACUGCCCGCUGCUUCGGUGGCUUCGGCAGCUUCACCGGUCCUUUCGGUCUUCGGCCACAAGGUUCCGGACACGGACACAGUGACGGCUGCCUUGGUGUAUGCCUGGGAGUUGAAUGCCCGGAACAUCUCCGCUACGGCUUAUCGCCUCGGGGAAUUAAAUCCGGAAACAGACUUUGUGCUCAAGCGGCUCGGUGUGAAGGUGCCACCCCUUCUGACGGACGUUUCGGCGAAGGAUGCCGUGGCCGUGGUGGACACAAACAACCCCCAAGAGCUCCCAGAGGGCAUCCUGAAAGCCAGCAUCCAUUCCAUCGUGGACCACCACAAGCUCAGCGGCCUCUCGAAUGCCGAGCCUCUGGAGGUGGACAUGCGGCCGCUUUGCUCUGCAACAAGCAUCCUCUAUGCCCGCGCAAAGCUUCGCGGCCUCACGCCAACGAAGGAUGUUGCAGGAUUGAUGCUGGCAGGCAUCCUCUCAGACUCUUUGGAGUUCCGGUCACCAACCACAACUGAGCUUGACAAAAUUCAUGCUGCCGAGCUCGGAAAGCUGGCUAGUCUGGAUGUUCACGAGUUUGCAGAAGGUAUGCUGGAGGCGAAGGCCAACGUGGACCAUCUGAGCCCAUCAGAACUCAUCAUGAUGGACACGAAGAUCUUCAACAUCGGCGGCAAGAAGCUGCGGGUGUCGGUCAUGGAGACCACGAAGGCGGCGGGACCGCUGGCCAAGAAGGCUGAGUUGGUGAUUGCGAUGAAGAAGCUAAGUCAGGAGGAGAAGCUGGACGACGUGCUGUUCUUCGUAGUUGACAUACUGAAGGAGGCUGCGACGUUUAUCUCUUCCUCUCCUACGGCCACCAAACUGGUGGA